Molecule: messenger RNA, 1741 nt
Organism: Dendronephthya gigantea
Lineage: Eukaryota; Metazoa; Cnidaria; Anthozoa; Malacalcyonacea; Nephtheidae
Product: transmembrane protein 198-like
Exons: 5
Coding region: 91-1077 (328 amino acids)
Cellular component (GO): plasma membrane
Source: RefSeq, a predicted model, not a curated record
GAGAAUUGAGAUUUAUCGAUCAGUUGUGUCGCUGUGCCCACAAAUAUUAUGUUAUAUGUGGGUAUAGUGUGAUUACAUAUAUACACGAAUAUGUUGCUUCCGCCGCAUAGCAGAAAGCUAUGGAAGUGUUUGGCAAUUUUUCUCUGUACGUUUGGGAGUUCCAGUCUUGCCAGCCAAUCUUCAGAAAACAUUACAGAAAUAUAUAAAGACGAUAAUUCCAGCAGCAAUGAUUGUCAAGUCUUCGUUAUGGAAAAGAAAUUGAAAGGGUCAGAUAUUGGUUUCGCUACCAUUGCUGCUGUUUGUAUUGUUGCUGGAUUUGUACUGGUUUUUGCAGGUUACCGUUAUCUGCGUACAUCGCUGUUUGUUGAAGCUGUCGCGGUCGCUGCGUUUGUAACAUACACCGUGUGUGGUUACUAUACGGGCCUAACGUUUCCUGGCCUUCUUGGCGUAUCACUGUUUAUCGGUGUUGUUUUUGCUGUCAUUUCGGUUCUUGUGACGAUCUUUGGCCUCUUCUUAUCUGGCUUUACGAUGGGGUUCUUCACUUCACUUGCUUUAAUCAUGGCCGUAUCUCCCCUUGUCGAAAUACCGUCCAAAUGGAUUCCAUUUGGGAUCUUGCUCGGUGUCGGCAUAAUUUGUGCAGUGCUGAUUCUAAAGUUUCAGAAAAGUUUGGCCAUUGCCUCAACGGCAAUGUUUGGUGGUGUACUAGUGAGUGUUGCUGCAGAUUUUUUCGUCGAGAAAUUUCUCUUGCUUAACUAUGCUUGGAAACGAAUUACAGUGGAAAGUGAGGGGGAAUCUUGCUGGUUUUCUUGGAUAAUUCUGGCAAUAUGGCCAUUGUUUUUUGUCGUUGGUACUAUCAUCCAGUUUCGUCUAACCGCAAGACAUGUUGAUCACAAGGGGAAAGAUGAUAGAACAGAGCGUUUUUAUGGAAGUGAAAAAGCAAUAAAAAGAUAUCGCAACAUGAACAAAAGUGGAGAUGUCGUUACAACAUCGUGGCUAAGAGAUAAAAGAAAAGAGCCGGCCGAGGAAGGCCAAGAUCAACUUAUUGAAGAACUGGAAGAAAAUACUACAAAUGUUUAAUUAUGAAGACCUAAUAUAACAAUUACCAUGGAAAGAUUAGUCCAUUUGUAUAACAGCCGACCUAGCCACAAAUUUUAUUUACUCACGAACUGGGUAUGCGUAAUCCCAUGCAAGCAAACCUCAAGAGGAAAAAGCAGCAUUGAAAAGAUGUAAAAUUUGUCUUGUGGGCAAUGACCCGAGAAGAAAGGUUUUUGCUGAUAGCAUUUAGCUCAAAUGUGUUUGCCCAAGCCCCAAACCAAGGCUAUGCUCAGUGCUGACCUUUAUAUCAUCGUUUGAAUACUAAAAUUUAAAACAUUUAUAAACCUAAGAGCCGAAGAAUGGAGAGUGCAUGAAGUCCGGCGGAAAUCUUUCCCAAUGGCAAUGCAAAUGGUUUACAAACUGGGGCGGUUGUAUAAACUCUCGGUCAAACCGCCAAACUAGUUCAAGGUUAACUACUUUUUUAUAGAACCGGCCCCGGGUUUGUUCAGUUGUUGUGCAGUCGUGAAAUUCUACCUCAUGGUUUCAUUUUUUUUUACUUUGGUUUCAUUUUUUUUUAUUUGAGAACGAUAUGAACAAGGAAGAUUUAGAUAGCAAAACAGUGAUAGAUUUUUAUUACAGUCUUUAUAGAUAUUAUUCCUUUGUACAGCUAGGUUGUAAUAUAUUUAUUUAAAAAUAAAAAGUAACA